Molecule: messenger RNA, 749 nt
Organism: Fusarium vanettenii 77-13-4
Lineage: Eukaryota; Fungi; Ascomycota; Sordariomycetes; Hypocreales; Nectriaceae
Product: 40S ribosomal protein S21
Exons: 2
Coding region: 67-330 (87 amino acids)
Biological process (GO): endonucleolytic cleavage to generate mature 3'-end of SSU-rRNA from (SSU-rRNA, 5.8S rRNA, LSU-rRNA); translation; endonucleolytic cleavage in ITS1 to separate SSU-rRNA from 5.8S rRNA and LSU-rRNA from tricistronic rRNA transcript (SSU-rRNA, 5.8S rRNA, LSU-rRNA)
Cellular component (GO): cytosolic small ribosomal subunit; ribosome
Molecular function (GO): structural constituent of ribosome
Source: RefSeq, a predicted model, not a curated record
CGACCUCAUCCCACGCCGAAACAACCACCCAAACCACCCCGAACAACCCCUCCUCAAACCGCAAAAAUGGAGAACGACCGUGGCGAGAUCGUGGACCUUUACGUCCCCCGCAAGUGCAGCGCCACCAACCGCAUCAUCAAGGCCAAGGACCACGGUUCCGUCCAGAUCUCUAUUGCCAAGGUCGACGAGAACGGCCGUGCCGUCCAGGGCGAGAACCACUCCUACGCCCUCUGCGGUUUCGUCCGAGCGAUGGGCGAGAGCGACGACUCCCUCAACCGAUUGGCCCAGCGUGACGGCCUCCUCAAGAACGUCUGGAGCGCUCAGCGAUAAAGCAACAAAACUCGGAAAAGGUACUUGGCAAUCUUGUCCUGGGCAUCCUCGGAAUGGGAUUCUGACAUGAAUUGGCCUCAGGGUUAUGGUUCGGGCAAAGAAGGCAUGGGUGAAAGAAACUAGGGUUGGCUGCAUCUAGCAAAUCCAAUUCGAGGCGUUCGGCUCGAUUUUGAGACAACACUACGAUAUCCCGACUCUAUGCUCGACGAUGUGACAAAGUGGUGAUCGUGCACCCAACCUCCUCCCCCCGGCUGGCGAAGUCUCCUCGGAUCGACCUCACGGGUCACCUCACUCCGGGGAUUCUGGGGCUACCUCGAUAGCCUCCGUGCCGCAGAUUGAACAGGCUCUGAAAAAGCCGUGGCGUUCAAGUUGUUUGCUAUGGUACAGAUACGGGUCUAACAUGCGUUAUUGAGUUUCUU